This is a messenger RNA of Varanus komodoensis (Komodo dragon), 4108 nucleotides long. It is a transcript of the gene RGP1, whose product is annotated as RGP1 homolog, RAB6A GEF complex partner 1. Lineage: Eukaryota; Metazoa; Chordata; Lepidosauria; Squamata; Varanidae. Gene Ontology annotation, cellular component: Golgi membrane; Ric1-Rgp1 guanyl-nucleotide exchange factor complex. The record is from RefSeq and is a predicted model, not a curated record. Gene Ontology annotation, biological process: retrograde transport, endosome to Golgi. The transcript is spliced from 8 exons. Bases 1819 to 2868 code for a protein of 349 amino acids.
GUGGGACGUGCUCUGCGGAAUGCUUCUCCGCGAGCUACUUUGAUGGCUGCCAGUUGGAUGGCUUUGAAAGGAGAUCGGAACAAUUCCUGGAGGACAAGGUUAUCUGUGGCUGCUAGAUGGCGAGCCUGCUGCAUUCCUGCCUGGCCCGGGGGGCCCCAUUGGCUGAGAAAGGGGGCAUUUUGCAAAGCGGAUGUUACCUGAGUGCCACUUCGGGGACAUUUUUGCUGUAAACUCAGAGAGGGUGCCGAGGCUGGCCACGGUGGAGCUCCGUCUUCAGAGGGAGGGUGCCACUCGGGACAGGGUCCCGCCCUGCCUGCAGGCCAUUCUUCAGGGUCUUCUGGGGGCACCAGGUGCAGAAGCCAGCAUGAGCAGGGCCCAGGCGCGUCCCGGAGGCUCCCUGAAGCGAGUCUGAGGCACUCAGGCCUGUAACAGGGACAGAGGACAACAUUCUUGGCCUCGUUGACAGGUCUGCGUAGCACUCCUGUUAGCAUCUAAAGGAUUCAAUGGUGAAGUUACGAAGGUAUGAAACGUGUCCCUGAGGACUGGAAAAUGGCCGGGGCAGCCCAAGGGAUCCAGCUGGGAUCUGAGGAAUUGCAGCCAGUUACCAGUUCUGGGGAACUUGAAUGUAAGAAUAUUGACAGAAAGCACCCAAGGAAAGCCCUGCUGGAACCGACCGUCCAGUCCAGCGCUCCGUACACCUGGGGGCAAGCCAGCUGCCCACGGGAACCCCCCAGCAGGAUGGGUGCAAGGCCUUCAGCUGCUCAGCACCUGGUGCAUGCAGCCGUGCCGCCUCUGGUGAGGGCGGUAGCACAUAGCCAGCAUGGCCGGUGGCCACCGGUAGCCUCCUCCGCAGCCCCCUUUUAAAGCCCCCCGCUUUGGCGGCCAUCACCAGCUACAGCAGAGGCCAGUUCCACGUGUGUGAAGGACCGCCUUGCAUCUGUCCUAAGCCGAAGCCUCAUGGGACGAGCCCUUUGGGCUCGAUGUUAUGAGAGAGGGAGGAAGAUGCGUUGCUGCACACCGUGCGUUAUUUUAAGCAUCUCAGUCGUGCUUCCCCUUCCCCACCUUUUUCCAAGCUGAGCUCAAGGGAGCUGCUGCAGCCCCUCGGCCAUUUUGAUGGCCGCCUCUGCUCCGCUGCCUCGCCAGGCAUAUCGUUUUCCUGGUAAGGUGACCGGAGCAGUGGCAGUGCUCUCACUGUGGCCGCUCCAAGGCUUGCAUGAAGGGAGGACGUCCUUGGCAGUCCUGUUUCCUGUCCUGCUCGUGCUUAGCACGGCUUUUGCCGUUUUCUACACUGGGUGCACAUUUCCCUUGAGCUCCCCCCGCCCCGUCACUGCUGGCUCAGCUUCCGUCCGCUCGUACGUGAAGGUGGGCCGUUCACGGUGGGCCGAACCUGCCCUACUGCACUCGCCCAACUUGAACUGCAUUUGCCAUUCUGCCAGCCUGGAGAGAUGCCUUUGGAGCCCCCAGAAUCCUUUUCUGUUUUAGCCAAGUGAAGGAACUGGGUGUCAUCAGCCGGCGUGGCCCCUUCCCUGCUCAACUCCCCAUUCCAAAUAAUUCUUGAAGAGACUGGGAAGCAUUUCUCCCACUACAGCACCUGCAAAACCAGCUGGUUGCAACCUGCCACUGAGACUCUCCGUCUUUUGCUCUCCAACCUGCUCCUGAUCCAUAGGAGGACCCCCCCCAACACGCUUUACUCCAUGGCUGCGUUAGAGUCUUUGGUGAGGGGCUUUGUCGAAAACCUUUGGGAAGUCCACGUAAACAGUCUGCCAAGCCACUCUUCCCAUCAGCUCAUUUAUACUCUGAAAAGACCCUGAUGGUGAAAUGCUCGCCUGGGCGAGUGCUCAGAUCCACUGCCAGUUCCAUGCCAGCGAGAGCCGUGUGGCCCUGCCCCCCCCGGAGGACAGCCGGCACGACGUCCAGGCCGAGAACGAGACCGUCUUCGUCCCCAACAGAGGCGAGCGGGGCCAGUGCGUCCUGUCCACGCCCCCGAAGAUCCUGUUCUGCGACCUGCGUCUGGAUCCUGGCGAGUCCCGAACCUACUCCUACUGCGAGGUGCUGCCGGUGGACGGGCCGCCCUCCUUCCGCGGGCAGGCGGUCAAGUACGUGUACAAGCUGACCAUCGGCUGCCAGCGGGUGAACUCGCCCAUCAAGCUGCUGCGGGUGCCCUUCCGCGUGCUGGUGCUGCACGGCCUGAAGGACUACCAGCUGCCCCAGGACGAAGCUGUGGCUCCCUCGAACCCCUUCCUGGAGGAGGAGGAGGGCGGCUGCCUGAAGAAGGACUCCCGGCUGGCGGACCUGGCCACGGAGCUGCUGAUGGCGGCCACGUCCCGACGGAGUCUGCACUUGUACAAUAUCAGCAACUCCCGCGGCAAGGUUGGCACCUUUUGCAUCUUCAAGGCAGUCUACAAGCUGGGCGAGGAUGUCGUGGGGACGUUCAACUUCUCCGAGGGAGACAUCCCGUGCCUGCAGUACCUGGUGAGCCUUCAGACGGAGGAGCGCGUCCAGGAGGCGUUCCAGCGCCGGCGUGGGCAGCUGGCCACCUACAGCACGCAUGCGCGGCACCAGGAGGCCUGCCUGCACACCGCCCAGUCCAGCUUCAGCCUGCCCAUCCCGCUGGGUUCCACCCCGGGGUUCAGCACCAGCAUCGUGUCCCUGAGGUGGCGGCUGCACUUUGAGUUCGUGACCUCCCGAGAUGCAGCGGAGAUGCAGGUGGCCUCCGAGGGCGCGUCAGAAGCCGCCAUCUGGACCGGGCGUGAGCAGAUGGCCGUGGACACCUUCAGCUGGGACCUGCCGCUCAAGGUGCUGCCCGCCAGCCCCCUCCUGGCCGCCUCGGCCUCCCGCUUUCCCGGCUCCAACUCGCUCGCCAUCUGAGUGCGACGGGCCCGCUGCUCUGGACGCUCCGCGUGGGGCCUGCACGAUCUUCGGAGCGUGUGGCGGGGCGCUCCCGGACAUGGCGUGCUGCAGGGGGGCAGUGGGCUGCCCUGAGACCCCUCCUGCCUGCAUCUCCACGGGGGGAGCUCAGCGUGCCUCAGCAGCCAUCCCUGGGGCGGGGGGCCCGUCUCCCACCCCGUCCAGCAUGUCCACCUCUGCCUUGGAGAGCCCCCCGUAGCCUCGCCGGCCCCCAGCCGUGCCUCCAGGGCUUCCGCGCAGAGGGCAGAGAGGGGGCCCCGUCCCGGGGAGCUGGGGUGCGCCUGCCCUGGGGCUGGAGGACUCCGAGGUGGGCUUUGGGCUGCCCUCCCCCGCCCCCCACCCUGCAUUUUGUGUCUGUCAAUAAAAGCAGGGCACCGGCGCUCGUGUGCUCCUUCAUGGGCCUCGGGGGGAUCUGCGGUCCCGGGAGGGGGAAGGGGGCCCUCCCGUGUCGGGGCUGCUGCAGCCGGGGCUCAGCAGGGCUUUCCCUGCCCCCUCCCAGCAGGGCCCCCCCACAGUCCAUGUGCUCCUCAGGCCCUGAUGCCCAGCUUCAGCUGCAUUGCAGGGCAGCCAUGGCAUCUGGAGGGGCCGCGGCCCCCGGGGGCGCUCGUUGUCUGUCCCAGCCCUGCGCGCUUGUCGGCCCGUGGGCUGGGGCUGCCCGCACCGGCUGCAUGCGGUCUGCUCCCCAAAGCCCGGAAGCCAGAGGACCCCAAGGAGGAAGAGGCGGGAGGCUGCGGAGGAGACACGCGCUGCUCCAGGGGAAGUCAAGUGCCAGCCUGAGAGCGGGCUGGUGCGACUUGGUGUCCUGUCCCGGCAGGCAGGGGCUGGACCCAAAGGCCCUCACGGUCCCUUCCAGCUCGCCUGAUUCAGUGAUCCUACGAGCACAUGCCGGAGGCGGAAACAGCUAGGCCCCAAGUGAGCAGCAGGGAACUGGGGGGUGGCGGCAGCCUCGCUAAAGUGGGGGUGCUGCCUCCAGACUCACCCAGAACAAGAGCCGUGUGGAAGAGGAAGGUGUGCAGGGGGGUGGCAGAGUAACGAACGUCCCCAUCUUCAAGGGGGGGGGGUGAACCUGGGAACAACGGACCAGCUAGUCUGACAUCGAUCCCUGGAAGAAUUCUGCAGCAAAUUACUAAAAAAUCAUUCUGCAAGCACCUCAAAAACUGCAGUGAUGAAUAAAAGCCAACUUGGAUUUAUCAAAAAUAAA